CGGACGCUCGGGCAGCCGGCGGGCGGCGGGCAGCGCGCGGCGGCCGCGGGGGGCGCAGGCCGAGGGGCUGGCAGGGCCGAGCGCCGGCGAGGCUGCAGCCCCGCGCUCGCACGCACCAAAGAGGAGGCGGCUGCGGAGCGGCGGCGGCGGCAGCGGCAGCCGCGGCCCCAGCCAUGCUGUGCUAUGUGACGCGGCCGGACGCGGUGCUGAUGGAAGUGGAGGUGGAGGCGAAAGCCAACGGCGAGGACUGCCUCAAUCAGGUGUGCAGACGGCUGGGAAUUAUAGAAGUUGAUUAUUUUGGAUUGCAGUUUACGGGUAGCAAAGGGGAAAGCUUAUGGCUAAAUCUGAGAAACCGCAUCUCCCAGCAAAUGGAUGGGUUGGCCCCAUACCGGCUUAAACUCCGAGUCAAGUUCUUCGUGGAGCCUCACCUCAUCUUACAGGAGCAAACCAGGCACAUCUUCUUCCUGCACAUCAAAGAGGCGCUCCUGGCCGGCCACCUGCAGUGCCUCCCGGAGCAGGCGGUGGAGCUCAGCGCCCUCCUCGCCCAGACCAAGUUUGGAGACUACAACCAGAAUACAGCCAAGUACAGCUACGAGGAGCUGUGUGCGAAGGUGCUCUCCAGCGCCGCCUUGAACAGCAUUGUGGCGAAGCAUAAGGAGCUGGAGGGAACCAGCCCGGCCUCCGCCGAGUACCAGGUUCUGCAGAUCGUGUCGGCCAUGGAGAACUACGGCAUCGAGUGGCACUCCGUCCGGGACAGCGAGGGCCAGAAGCUGCUCAUCGGGGUGGGCCCAGAAGGAAUCUCCAUCUGUAAAGAUGACUUUAGCCCAAUGAACAGGAUAGCUUACCCCGUGGUGCAGAUGGCCACCCAGUCCGGAAAGAACGUGUAUCUGACUGUCACCAAGGAGUCUGGGAAUAGCAUCGUGCUCUUAUUUAAGAUGAUCAGUACCAGGGCGGCCAGCGGGCUCUACCGGGCCAUCACGGAGACACACGCUUUCUACAGGUGCGACACGGUGACCAGCGCCGUCAUGAUGCAGUACAGCCGGGACCUGAAGGGCCACCUGGCCUCCCUGUUCCUCAACGAAAACAUCAACCUGGGCAAGAAGUACGUGUUCGACAUCAAGAGGACGGCCAAGGAGGUGUACGACCACGCCCGGCGGGCCCUGUACAACGCGGGCGUGGUGGACCUGGUCUCCCGGGGCGACCGCAGCCCGCCCAGCUCGCCGCUCAAGUCGGCCGAGCACGGCCGCGGCUGCCGCAGCUGCGAGGGCCUGAGCUGCCAGCAGAGCCGCGCGCUGCAGGAGAAGCUGCGCAAGCUGCGCGAGGCCAUGCUGUGCAUGCUGUGCUGCGAGCGCGAGGUCAACUCGGCCUUCUGCCCCUGCGGACACACCGUGUGCUGCGAGCGCUGCGCCGCCCAGCUCCAGUCGUGCCCGGUGUGCAGGUCGAGGGUGGAACAUGUGCAGCACGUCUAUCUCCCCACACACACAAGCCUUCUCAACCUGACUGUCAUCUGAUCCGAGGGCGCGGACCCGGCAUGCCGGGCGCCCUCCACGAACAGGCGGUGAAACUGUCAAGACUCUGGACUGCAGAGAAGAAGUCCUCCAACGCCGGUUGGCCAUGCCACGUUUGAAGAGACCACGACCACACCUCACCGCGCCCGUGUCCCAUGCAGAGUCAGCUCCUUCCACCUGGAAGAGGUCUGGGACAGGGACGCACACCUUCCUCGGACUUCCAUGGGUUUAUAUGGUCCAGUAAUUAAGGGACGCGUGACAUCUUGGACGCCGCUUUAGUGACAACACAGCCAGGAAGUGGGUAAAAUGGAUGUGAUUCUCCUUAAUGGUUUCCCCGAGGUAAGUUUCCUCCCGGAGACCAAUUUUGUAAGCAUUAGGUGUUCAACUUUUACUCAGUUCUUUUUUUUUUUUUUGUACGGUCACGGAGCGCCAAACAUUUUUUAAUAAGGGGGAAAAAAAAAUCUUUCUUAGAGAAAUAGUCGUUUUAAUAUUACUUCUGGUUUUAUAACUUGUUCAAGAAUGAUUGGAAGGCUAAACAUUUCAAAAUCAAUUCUGUGACUUUUACAACAUUGACAACAAAGGUGUCGGGUCUGAACCAGUCUAGGUAGUGGAGAACAGCGAAUUUAACGUGGGCUGCCUCAGUUUCUCCCCUCUUCCCCCACCCCCUCCACCCACACCCCAUUGCCACCUCGCCUCUUAAUUAUCAGAUGCUACCAGUUGGGUUACAUGAUUUGCAAGGAGUCAUCAAACACUCCUCAGGCCUCUUGAGUUAGUGGAAUUUUUUUCUUUCUUUUUUUUUUUUCAAUUUCAAGACGGAAAAGGAAACGUGUAUUCCUUGGGGAGGAAAAGCACUACUUGCUGAGAUGAUGUUCCUUGGUACAAACCAGGUUGGUCUCCUGUUCUCCCGAGCACUCUAGCUUCACCUGGUGCAGUUCCUUUGCUUGAGCCUAUCAAGCCUUUUACAGCCUUAUCAUAAGUUUUGUAGAUAUUGUAAAUUUUUUUAAAUUUUUUUUUAUUUUUUAGUAAAUGCUUACAUGUUAAUAACUUCCAUUGUCCCCUCCAUAUGUGUUCAGGGGCUUGGUUUUUUUGUUUGUUUGUUUGUUUCUAGUUUCUUCAUUGUGUUUUCCACUCCCACCUGGGCAUUUUUUGGAUGCUGGUCAGCUUGUGAGUUUUCUAGGCCGUUGGGAAACCGAGAUGACCUUAUGGGUGCAAUACUAGCUGAGUUAAAGCUAGAAACCUACACUGUCACUUUACUGAGAUUUCUGAGUAUGCUUUUCAUAUUGCCUUAAUGUAGCAGUAAUGUGUUGAUGCAUUUGUUUCUUUGCACAGACAUUUUGUCAAAUAUUAAAACUCUACUUUUUUAUGGCACAUAUUAGCAUAUAAGCCUUUAUUUCAAGAGGUAUUUAUUUUUUCACUUGUAAAAUGUUUCCACAUAAAGGAUAUACUAGAGGGCAUCUGUCUUUUAUAUUCCAGAUAAUAAAGACUUAAAAGCAAA
Messenger RNA from Sorex araneus (European shrew), 3003 nucleotides. RefSeq names its product myosin regulatory light chain interacting protein (gene MYLIP). The record is from RefSeq and is a predicted model, not a curated record. Gene Ontology annotation, cellular component: cytoskeleton. Gene Ontology annotation, molecular function: ubiquitin-protein transferase activity; cytoskeletal protein binding. The transcript has 7 exons. The coding region runs from base 174 to 1511 and encodes 445 amino acids. Gene Ontology annotation, biological process: ubiquitin-dependent protein catabolic process. Lineage: Eukaryota; Metazoa; Chordata; Mammalia; Eulipotyphla; Soricidae.